CCUAUGUUGUAAUAACCGUAUAUAUUUAUUUUACAUUUUUUUUCACUUUCAUUUCUGUCGAGAGUCCGCGAGCUCGAACCUAAACCCGAACCAGUCUGGCGCUGCAGGCUCGUCGUCGUACCUCUUUCAUUUUCGUCUGCAUUUAGCUCAUUAUUUUUCACAAAAAUAUUAUAUUCACUGUUGUUUUCUCAAUAUAUUGUUUUAAUUCAUACGAGUGUUUAACUUCAAAUAUUAUGCUUGUGACAAAACGUUUUUUCACCGCAAUUAUUGUGAAUGGUGACGAAUUCCAGUGGUUCACCUGAUGCGAACGUCAUCCAUUUUUAUCACAGUAUUUUGGGCAGGAGUGCAGCGAAAAAUCGUCAGGAGAACUUCGAUUUGACUACUGUGACUGCACAAACGAAACUCAGAUAACACGAAUGAAACAUGGCGUCGGUUCUGGUGAACAUGGCCAUCGACAGAUAUAUAAACCUUGUGGACUCCAUAAGCGACCCCCGAGUGAACGACUGGCCAUUGAUGGACAGCCCGUUCCCAACACUUAUCAUGGUCAUCACAUACUUAUAUAUCGUCACAUACCUGGGGCCUAAAGUAAUGGCCAACCGAAAACCCUUCAAACUGAACAAUAUACUAGUGUGGUACAAUGCUGGCCAAGUCAUCUUCAGUCUCGUCAUGCUGUGGGAGCACUUGAUGAGUGGAUGGUUGUUGGACUACAGCUACAAAUGUCAACCGGUCGACUAUUCGCACAACCCUACUGCACUGAGGAUGGCUAACUUGUGUUGGUGGUACUACAUAUCCAAAUUGACGGAGUUCGUCGACACGGCAUUUUUCGUAUUGAGGAAAAAGGACAACCAGAUCAGCUUACUCCAUCUGUACCACCAUUCGCUCACACCCAUCGAGACGUGGAUUUGCGUUAAAUUCAUUGCCGGCGGCCACGGAACAUUUUCGAACUUGGUGAAUAAUAUGGUCCACGUGAUCAUGUACUUUUACUACAUGAUGUCCGCGAUGGGACCUCAAUAUCAAAAGUACCUCUGGUGGAAGAAGCAUUUGACCACCAUCCAAUUGCUCCAGUUCACGCUAGUGUUUUUCCAUUCAGCCCAAGUGCUGUUCUUCGACUGCGGAUAUCCAAAACUAGUGGCCGCCCUACUUUUGGUCCACUCGACCAUUUUCUUCGUUCUAUUUUUCGACUUCUAUCAACAAGCGUACAAAAAGAACAAGCUGCUCCAAGCCAAAUCGCAGUAAACGUGCAGCCGCAUCGGAGCAUUACAAUGAAACGACUAAAAUCCAAUAAUGGCAAUACAAAAUAUCAUCAAAUUAUUACAAAAGUAAUUUUUAAGAAAAUAAUCGUCUUGUAUCAACUGCACUGCAAGGCUGCAGCUGUAACUGAUGGAUCAUUUUAAUUAUUAUGCGCUGUGUCCAACUGCAGCUAAUAUUUUGUAUUAUAUAUAUUUUUGUACUUGUAAAAUAUUAUUUGACCUAUUUAAGUUGUUCCCAAAAAGUAAGAUAUAAGUAAACAAUGUACACUUUGGUUCGUCGAUCGAUUGCGGCAAUCAAACGUGUGCAUUGAUAAUAUGUUAAGUUAAAUAUAAUUAUAAUAAUCAAAAACUAGUGAUAAUUUUUUUCAACUAUAAAUUGAUGUACGCUCAUUAAACUAUAAAUUAAGAGUUAUAAUACUACUAUAAUAAUUAUAUUAUACUAUAUAUUAUAUAGAUAAUAUCAUGCAAUUAUAAAUUUACUAUAUUAUAUAAUAAUGCGAGCCAAUAGACGUUAUAAUAUUAUAGCUUGACAUUUACAAAUGAUUAAAUGAGACUUCAUGUUUAUAUUCAAUGACAAUAUUAUUUUUAACAAAUAAAUGAUACGUCUAAAACAGGUACCUAUAUUACUAGAUGUCCAUAAUAUCGUUUCUGUAAUGAAGAAUAAUCAUAAUAUUUUAUUUCGAAUUAAUGUUUCUGAAAAAUCAUUCAAUUUCAGAGAGAAAAAUUUGUUUAAUAUAGCUGCUAUAUUAUAAUGACAUGUAAUCAAAACCAUUUAAGACUGUAUACUGCACGUUUCUAAAAUCUCAAAAUGUUUAUAUCAACGUCUAUCGUCUACUUAGAUCAUGGAAAUAUGACUGUUAUUUCAACGAAUGUAUGCAAAACAUAAUACUUCUAUGUACAUGGAACGCUCGAUAUACUAAGGCGUAUAUUAAUAAACAUAAUAUAAUAUAAGCAAAUCGAAGUAUCGUACUAUAUUAUGACGUUACCAAAGAUGAUGUUGAAUAAAUGUAUAGUAUUUUUAGAAAAUGUAAAACGGUAAAUUAUUAAAAAAAAAUUGUAAUACUCAUUCAA
Messenger RNA from Metopolophium dirhodum (rose-grain aphid), 2321 nucleotides. RefSeq names its product elongation of very long chain fatty acids protein AAEL008004-like. Gene Ontology annotation, biological process: very long-chain fatty acid biosynthetic process; fatty acid elongation, saturated fatty acid; sphingolipid biosynthetic process. The transcript has 8 exons. Gene Ontology annotation, cellular component: endoplasmic reticulum membrane. The record is from RefSeq and is a predicted model, not a curated record. The coding region runs from base 424 to 1236 and encodes 270 amino acids. Gene Ontology annotation, molecular function: fatty acid elongase activity. NCBI's taxonomy places the organism in Eukaryota, Metazoa, Arthropoda, Insecta, Hemiptera, Aphididae.